Westerdykella ornata is the source of this 1773-nucleotide messenger RNA. Its product is annotated as major facilitator superfamily transporter. Gene Ontology annotation, biological process: transmembrane transport. Gene Ontology annotation, molecular function: transmembrane transporter activity. The transcript is spliced from 6 exons. NCBI's taxonomy places the organism in Eukaryota, Fungi, Ascomycota, Dothideomycetes, Pleosporales, Sporormiaceae. The coding region runs from base 4 to 1761 and encodes 585 amino acids. The record is from RefSeq and is a predicted model, not a curated record.
AAAAUGAGUAACAGUAGAGAUAGUCUUGAAAUCCGUACACAUUCCAAUUCGAGCACCGCCGCCGAAACCUACGCCAACGAUGUCGAGCAACAGAAUAACGAGAAAACAGAGAUACAGCCUGCUGCACCGGGAAGCGACAAACAUAGCCCGCAGACAACGGAAGAUCCAGAGAGGCACGAAUAUGCGACACCUCGGGAGCUAAGCCUACUCUCGACAGUAUUUACCAUCGCGACAUUUAUGAUCGCGAUCGAUGGCAGCAUCGUCGCAACGGCAAUUCCGCACAUUACGAGCGAUUUCCACCGGCUCGACGAUGUGUCGUGGUACGGGAGCGCGUAUCUGCUUACAGAAAUGUCAUUCCAACCUACGUUUGGGAGGUUGUAUAGUCUGUUUGACGCGAAGAUACUUUACUUAGCAUCUAUUCUAAUCUGCAACGCUGCAGCGCCCACCUCCUCCGCGUUGAUUGUAGGCAGAACUGUCUCCGGCGCGGGAGCUGCUGGCCUGCUUUGCGGUAGUCUGGCAGUGUUUGGGAGGUCGGUGCCUCUUAGAGCUAGACCUUUCGGAAUGGCUCUUGUUACCAGUAUGUAUGGUGUUGCCGGAGUGCUGGGGCCGACUGUUGGUGGGCUUAUUACAGAUACGCGGCGACUCACUUGGCGAUUCUGUUUCUGGUAUGAGAUUAAUCUGCCGGCUGGCGCUGUGACCUUUGCGAUCGCCUGUUGGGUUUUCAAGAGAAAAGAACCACUCCACGGUCAACUGUCGCUGCGCGAGAAAUUCAAAAGACUCGAUCUCUUCGGCGCAUGUCUUCUCACAGCAGGUCUAGUAGCACUUUUCUUCGCCCUCCAAUGGGGCGGAAGCAAAUAUUCCUGGUCGAGCCCAAAGGUCUACGCCUGCGUCAUCGUAUCUGGAGUACUCGUAACCGUCUUCGUAGUCCUCCAAACACUAAAGAAAGAACAAGCCACAAUCCCUAUGCGCAUCUUAACACAACGUACUGUCGGGAUGAGUUGCAUUUUUAACCUCCUGACAGGCAUGGCCUACAACACCCACAUCUACUACCUGUCCUUCUACUUCCAAUCCGCUCUCGGCACCUCCGCUGUCGUCUCCGGUCUUCGCUGUCUCGCCUACGGCAUCCCGGGCUCCAUCGCAAUCCUCAUAACCGGGUUCUGUAUUUCCGCAAAGGGAUACUACGUCCCGUUUAUGUGGCUCGGGACUAGUAUCUUCAUCGCCGGCUGCGUACUCCUCCACACGCUCGACGUCAAUUCGUCCGUAGGGCACUGGCUGGGGUACCAGAUUUUAACGGGCGCGGGGAUCGGCCUCGCGGAGCAAGUCCCCUUCAUUGCAGUCCAAGUUGUACUGCCCCCCUCUGAUAUGCCCACCGCCUGCGCCCUCGUCGUAUUCUCGCGCUGCCUCGGCGGCGCCGUCGGGCUCAGUGUGGCAUCCAAUCUCUUCUCCGGCGCACUGAUCCAACGCCUCCAAAACACACAGGGCCUAAAUAUAAACGUCAGCGCAAUAUUAGCCGCAGGGGCGUCGGAUCUUUCGGAUAAGGUUCCGGAGACGCUGUUGCCGGCGGUGAGGAGGGCAUUCGCAGCGGCCGUGCAGAGAGCCUUUGUGAUGCCGAUUGUGGUCGCGGGGCUGGGCUUGGUGUGCAGCUUUAGGAUGCAGAGAAGGUACAUUCCUGAUGAUCGGAUUAAGGGCACAGAGGGGGAGAGUCAAGAGGGUUCUAUGACGCCGGGGCAGGAGGAGGGUAGCGGUGAGAAGGCGGGGUGAAACGCUAGAAGC